Cuscuta epithymum is the source of this 618-nucleotide messenger RNA. The record is from the annotation of a GenBank genome assembly. NCBI's taxonomy places the organism in Eukaryota, Viridiplantae, Streptophyta, Magnoliopsida, Solanales, Convolvulaceae.
CCGCUAUCCCACAUUGACAACACUGCUCUGAAUACAUACUUCAUAAACUUUUGAUUUACGAUGGCUGGGGAUCAUAGCUCCUGGUCGCGAGCAUUGACGCAGAUCUCUCCCUACACCUUUUCAGCUAUCGGUAUUGCCAUCUCCAUAGGCGUUUCAGUAUUAGGAGCUGCUUGGGGGAUCUAUAUAACCGGAAGUAGCUUGAUUGGCGCUGCCAUCAAAGCUCCUCGCAUUACCUCCAAAAAUCUCAUCAGUGUAAUUUUUUGUGAGGCAGUUGCUAUAUAUGGUGUCAUUGUGGCUAUCAUACUCCAAACAAAGCUUGAGAGUGUCCCUGCCUCCCAGAUCCAUGCACCAGAGUCCAUUGCAGCUGGCUAUGCAAUUUUCGCUUCAGGGAUAAUUGUUGGGUUUGCCAAUCUUGUGUGCGGGAUAUGCGUUGGAGUGAUUGGAAGCAGUUGUGCUUUAUCUGAUGCACAAAACUCUACACUUUUUGUUAAGAUUCUGGUGAUUGAGAUAUUCGGUAGUGCAUUGGGGCUCUUUGGAGUUAUAGUAGGAAUAAUCAUGUCGGCUCAAGCAACUUGGCCAUCCAAGGCUUAGUGAGUUGUACUUGACGUUGCAUUAAAG